Messenger RNA from Esox lucius (northern pike), 2282 nucleotides. It is a transcript of the gene fzd9b, whose product is annotated as frizzled class receptor 9b. The transcript has a single exon. Bases 460 to 2214 code for a protein of 584 amino acids. The record is from RefSeq and is a predicted model, not a curated record. Gene Ontology annotation, biological process: non-canonical Wnt signaling pathway; canonical Wnt signaling pathway. Gene Ontology annotation, cellular component: plasma membrane. Lineage: Eukaryota; Metazoa; Chordata; Actinopteri; Esociformes; Esocidae. Gene Ontology annotation, molecular function: Wnt receptor activity; Wnt-protein binding.
UGGAGAUCUGUUAUCCGAGGUAGAGUGAAAUAUAUCGACUGAUCCAAACAGCUGUACGGAUUCUGCUAAAAACAUUUUUUUAUUCAAACCUAAGAAGUCAAGGAUAAUCAACACGGUCGCAAAUUACGUUCUUUGUUAACUUCGGUUUAUAUAUUUAACUGUGCUGUGCUUCAUUGGAUUCGGAGGCGUCUUUCAUUGUAAAUAUCUAAUUCCGGAGAAAGUUUAUUUUAAAGACCUAUCACUUAAUGUUUAGGUUGACCUAUGGAAAUACGUUUUUAUAUUUCACCUGUGAAUGCGUUCUGUAGCAACAAGAAAUGCUUUUGAAAUAUCGGAUUUGUAACGCACAUUCUGGAACUGCGGUAAAAUAAUAUGGAAAUAGCCUACCUUCUCGAAUUUAAAUUUUUUGCUCUGAACUAAUUCAACUUGUUCCUGCACUAAACAUAUGAAUGAAAAAAAAGCAUGGAGGGGUCUCCUUUGAAGAUACUGAUUUCUCUCUGGUGUCAGCUGGUGGUUGCAGCCUACAGCUUGGAGAUAGGAGCCUACGACCUGGAAAGAGGCAGACCAGCCAAAUGUGAACCCAUAGUAAUCCCCAUGUGCCAGGGCAUUGGCUACAACAUGACCAGAAUGCCGAAUUUUAUGGACCACGACAAUCAAAAGGAGGCUGCCAUCAAGCUGAAUGAAUUCGCCCCUCUGGUGGAGUACGGCUGCGAUGUGCACCUACGUUUCUUCCUCUGCUCCCUGUACGCCCCCAUGUGCACCGAUAAAGUGUCCACCUCCAUCCCGGCCUGCAGGCCCAUGUGUGAGCAGGCCAGGCAGAAGUGCUCCCCCAUAAUGGAGAAGUUCAACUACGUGUGGCCUGACUCCCUGGACUGCUCCAAGCUCCCGACCAGGAACGACCCCAAUGCCCUGUGCAUGGAGGCUCCGGAGAACGACACCAAGGCCGAGGUGAAGAAGGGGGAGGGCAUGCUUCCCGUUCCCCCCCGUCCCAGGCAACCUGGCAACAGUAAUGGGCGCUCCGCUGGCGGUUUGGGUUCCUGCGAGAACUCGGAGAAGUUCCAGUACGUCGAGAAGAGCCAGUCGUGCGCGCCCCGCUGCUCGUCGGCGGUGGACGUGUUCUGGUCCAGGCGGGACAAGGACUUUGCGUUCAUCUGGAUGACGGUGUGGUCGACGCUGUGUUUCAUCUCCACAGCCUUCACCGUCCUCACCUUCCUCCUCGACCCUCACCGCUUCCAGUACCCUGAGCGGCCAAUCAUCUUCCUCUCCAUGUGUUACAAUGUCUACUCUGUGGCCUUCAUCAUCCGCUCGGUGGCUGGGGCCGAGAACAUUGCCUGCGACCGCGAGAAUGGUGAGCUCUACAUCAUCCAAGAGGGGCUGGAGUCCACGGGCUGCACGAUUGUCUUCCUCAUCCUGUACUACUUCGGCAUGGCCUCGUCCAUCUGGUGGGUCAUCCUCACCCUCACCUGGUUCCUGGCAGCUGGUAAGAAGUGGGGCCACGAGGCCAUCGAGGCCCACAGCAACUACUUCCACAUGGCCGCCUGGGGCAUCCCGGCUCUGAAGACCAUCGUCAUCCUCACCAUGAGGAAGGUGGCGGGGGACGAGUUGACGGGUCUGUGCCACGUGGGCAGCAUGGACUCGGGGGCGCUCACGGGCUUCGUUCUCAUCCCUCUCUCCUGCUACCUGGUCAUCGGCACCUCCUUCAUCCUCACGGGCUUCGUGGCGCUCUUCCACAUCCGCAAGGUGAUGAAGACAGAGGGCACCAACACGGAGAAGCUGGAGAAGCUCAUGGUGAAGAUCGGCGUCUACUCCAUCCUGUACACGGUGCCCGCCACAUGCGUCAUCAUCUGCUACUUCUACGAGAGGCUCAACAUGGACUACUGGAAGUUCAGGGGGCUGGAGGGCAAGUGCGCGUCGUUGCCCGGGCGCCGGAACGAGGACUGCUCCCUGGGGGAGUCGGUGCCCAACGUGGCCGUGUUCAUGCUGAAGAUCUUCAUGUCCCUGGUGGUGGGCAUCACCAGCGGCGUGUGGAUGUGGAGCUCCAAGACGCUGCAGACCUGGCAGGGCCUGUGCAGCCAGAAGCUUGCGUCGGACAGGACUAGCAGGAAGCCCUGUGGAGGCGUGAGCUGUGGCAGCACACACUGUCACUACAAAGCCCCCGUCGUGGUUCUCCGUAUGGCCAAGACAGACCACUACUCAGACAGUCCCACUCACGUCUGACACACAGACAGCGCGUCACUCACACACGCAUCUCAUGCAGUGAUCUGGCCGAACGCGUGACGGAGCUG